This is a messenger RNA of Microplitis demolitor, 2968 nucleotides long. RefSeq names its product protein wntless (gene wls). The record is from RefSeq and is a predicted model, not a curated record. The transcript is spliced from 12 exons. Gene Ontology annotation, molecular function: Wnt-protein binding. Gene Ontology annotation, cellular component: organelle membrane; endomembrane system. Gene Ontology annotation, biological process: intracellular protein transport; Wnt signaling pathway; Wnt protein secretion. Bases 415 to 2052 code for a protein of 545 amino acids. NCBI's taxonomy places the organism in Eukaryota, Metazoa, Arthropoda, Insecta, Hymenoptera, Braconidae.
UGUAAGCUUUAGAGGAAACUUAAACGUCCAAUAGAAUACGAGAAUUUGGUUAUUAUAAAAUUACAAGUGUAAUCCUUGUGUACAAGUUUAUUGUUGGUAAAAAAUAAUAAGAGUUCUUGUGUUGGUGGUCUUUAGUCCUGUGCAGUGGAUCAAGAUCCAGUAUUCAGUCAGCAGCCAGUUCCAGUUUCCAGUAAAAUACCGAACACAGAAAGGGAAUAUAAUUUAAGAAAGAGACUGGGGAUUGGAGAUAAACGUAAAAAGACAGAAUAAGUGUGGCGACAAAACUAACAAAGGCGACAUCAGUAAAUCUCGGAUCGCUAAAUAAAAAUAUUUAGUUUUUUUGUGAAAUUGUCAGACAUUUUCCGGCUUUUGUGGUUUACAGUAAACGUGACUUUGUUUGUUUUAUUUGUAAAAAUGCAGGGAACUAUUAUUGAAAAUUUGAGCGGUAAAAAACUAUCAGUGCUCGUUGUUUUAUUGAUUAUUGGACAGAUUAUUUGUUUCUUAAUUGGCGGUCUUAUUGCUCCGAAACCAGCAGCUAGUCAAAAUAUUCUCAGCACAGCAUGCAAAGAUGACAGAGUAAAUGGUAGUGAGCCAGGUUUAAAUAAAUGGUAUUAUUCAAGAGGUAAAGGUGCUUGUCAAUCUGUUGAUAUGUAUCAUUAUAAUUAUGAAAGUCAGUAUCAAGCUUUCCAAGUUGUUUGGACUUUUCAAAUGCCUUUACCAAGAGAUGGUAUUGUGUUUGAUUACUCAAGAUGGCAACAAAAUUUAAUUGGAGUGUUGCAAAUAGAAUUUAUUUAUCACAGUCAACUGCAACUUGCACCGCGAACUCAAAUUUUAUUGGACGCACGAUUGGCAUAUCGUAAUAAAGGUGAUCCAGAUGACGCUUGGAAACCCUAUGCUGCAUCAAAAAUUGAAAGAAAUUUGGAAUGUGUUUUAAAUGACCAAUCAGACAGCUAUAGUUAUAAUUGCAGUAUGAUACCUUUGUUUGAAUUGGGCUCAUUGUAUCAUGACUUUUAUCUACUUAACAUACGACUUCCUAUUGAUACUGAAAAAAAUAUAAACCAAGGACUUGGUCACAUUGUGGAUUUAUGGCUGACUGUGAUUAAUCAAAAUGGAGGAUUCACAAAAAUUUGGGUCAGUUUAAAAACAAUUUUCUUCCCUAUUGUUUUAUGUUUUCUUGCUUGGUACUGGAGGAGAAUACAUUUAUUGUCACGAUCUCCAGCUUUAUUGGAGUACAUGUUACUGGCAUUAGGAUUAGCUCUGUCAUUUUUAAAUAUGCCAUUGGAAUACUUGACAUUGUCUUACGACAUGCCAUUUAUGUUGCUCCUAAGUGACAUUAGACAAGGAGUUUUCUAUGCUGUACUUCUAUCAUUUUGGCUCGUUUUUGCUGGUGAACAUUUGAUGAUUCAAGAUGGGGAUCAAAGAAAUAGUUUGAAAUGCUACUGGCGUCAUUUGAGUGCUGUCUUUGUUGGCUGUCUUUCGUUAUUUAUUUUCGACAUGUGCGAACGUGGUGUCCAGUUAAGAAAUCCAUUCUUUUCAAUUUGGGUCACUAAUAUAGGAACUAAAUUAGCAUUAUCAUUUAUUAUUCUCGCUGGAAUAUCUGCUGGAUUAUAUUUAUUAUUUUUAACAUACAUGAUCUGGAAAGUAUUUAUAAAUAUAAGUAUUAAAAGAGCAGCAUUGCCGAGUAUGAGUUCUGCUAGACGAUUACACUACGAAGGUGUUAUAUAUCGUUUUAAAUUUUUAAUGGUUGCUACUUUGCUCUGUGCAUCUUUGACAGUUAUUGGUUUUAUACUAGGACAGGUUGCAGAAGGUCACUGGAAAUGGGAUGACGAUAUAGAGUUAGAAACAACAUCAGCAUUUUUCACGGGUGUCUAUGGAAUGUGGAAUAUUUAUAUUCUUGCACUAUUAUGUCUUUAUGCACCUUCACACAAAAAGUGGCCAGCUGAACCGUCUGACCAAAGCUUAAGCGAAGAAAUAGAAUUUGCAAGAUUACCUACUGAACCAAAUGAAAUGUUGUCCUUGACAGCAUUCGCACGUAAGACUGCGACUGAAUAAAUAAAAAAAUUUUAAAAAACAAAACGAAUUUAACUGCCAUGACGAAGUAUUUAGGAAACAACUUGAUCAAGAAAUAUUUAAAACAAACAAAAAAGUAUUUGUAGAAUGAUAGUUUAAACUAGAAAACGGAUAAUGCACAAAUAUGUGACUGAUAUUUUUCAUUUCUCAUAAUUUUUUUUUAUCUAUUGAUUAACAGUGAUAUUAUUUAAUACUAUAGAAUACUUAUAAAUUAAUUUAUACAAAAUAGUUUUAUGACGCACAAGUAUAAGUAAAUCAGUCUUCAAUAUUUUUCACUAAUUAAAAUAAUUUUUUUUACGACUUAAUGAAAUAAGAGGACACAGGAAAAGAUAAAUAAUUUAUUAAAUUUAUUUGGUAAGUCUCAGGAAGUACUUAAAAAAAAAUUAAUAAAAUUAUAUUUCAUUAUUAUUUUUAACGCACUACAUAUCAAUGUUGGGCAUUUAUAUAUAUUUAAACAAUCAAUCAGUCAUAUUUAUAAUCGCAAAUAUGAAGUAUUAAUUAAUUUAAAAAUUAUAAGUACCAUAGUAUUAAUCAUUAAGUGUAAAGUUUUUUUUAAUGCUAUAAAUUAAUAACGUAGUAAUUUUAUAAAUAUAUAUUACAGUAAUCAAUUUUCAAUGAAAAAGGUCUUCCUGCAAGAUUUAAAUUAUUUAUUAUUAAUAAAUUAAUCCUUGCUAAAUAAAGGUCUAUAAAUCUAUACACUUUAUUAAAUAAAAAUUUGCAAGGUGCAAUAAUGCGGGAUUUUUAAAUAUUCAUUAUAAUUUAUAAUUUUUUUUUAUAUUUUACAAGUACUUAAUCUUAAUACUAUUAUUGUACGAUUUAUUCUAACUCUUUGUAUAUUAUAAUAUAUUUCUUAACUUUUGUACCGAAUUUUUAAAAAUAAAUACUUAUGUAAACUAGA